This is a messenger RNA of Schistocerca americana (American grasshopper), 2389 nucleotides long. RefSeq lists its product as uncharacterized. The coding region runs from base 139 to 1113 and encodes 324 amino acids. The transcript is spliced from 5 exons. Lineage: Eukaryota; Metazoa; Arthropoda; Insecta; Orthoptera; Acrididae. The record is from RefSeq and is a predicted model, not a curated record.
UCAGCCGCGGCGCUCGUCGGCCUCGUCGCUCGCCACUGGCCAGUUCCGCGCCUGCCAAUUGGAGUGGGAACGGAACGGCGUCCGGCGACCAGCCGCCCAAUAGGAGCGAGGCAAGGCGGGGCGCGAGGAGCGGCGGCGAUGAGCGAGACGUGGGGCGAGCCGGACGACGACUGGGGCUCGGGCAGCGCGGCGACGCCCCUGCUGGCGGCGCUGUCGCUGUGGUGCUGCGGCGGCGUGCUGGCCGCGCUCACCUGCUCGCCGCUGCGGCGCGCGCCCUGGCGGCCGCUGCUGCUGCUCUGGGCCGCCGCAGAGAUGCUGCUGCAGCUGCAGGUGCUCGCCGGCUGGAUCACACUCAAGGUGUCGCAGGGCCCGGAGGCGAGCGCGGCGGGGUGCGGGCUGCACCACCUGCUGUCGCACGCGGCGGGGCUGGCGCUGGCGUGGGCGGCGGCGCUGCUGGGGCUGGACCGGCUGGCGGCGCGCCGGCGGCCGCGGGCGUACGCUCGCAGCGGGGGCCGCGCGGCGCGCUGGGCCGCGGCCGCCGCCGGCGCCGGCGCGGGCGCGCUCUUCCUGCCGCUGGCCGCGCUGCCCGCGCCCCACUACUGGCACGGCCGCUUCGCGUGCCAGCUGCGCGCGCCGCACCCCUGGCCGCGCCUGCUCGACGCGCUGCUCGACGCCUACCUGGUGCUGGCCGUGCUGCUGCCGCCGCUCGCCGCCGCGCUCUGCCUCUGCCUCGCCGCCGCCCGCUGCUCCUGGCCGCCACGCGCCGCCUCCGACGCCGACGCGGACGCCGACGAGUACGGCUCCCUGACGCCGUUCCUCGCCACCUACUGCGUCCUCGCCGCUCCCUCCGUCGCCUUUGCCGUCUGGGUGCUGCUAAUAGAGCACGCGGACGUGGAGGUGGAGGAGGCGUGGGCGGUGGCGCUGUCGUGGCUGCUGGGCGCCACGCAGUACGCGUCUCUGUGCCGCGGCCCGCUGCUCGCCGCCGCGCUCGCCGCCGGCCCGCAGUUCCGGCGCGCCGUGCGGGCCGCCCUCGCGCCCCGCCCCAGGCUGGCCCCGGGCCCGGACAACCACGUCCUGCUGGUGAAUAUGAACGAAGAAGAAGACAACACUUAGCAUUUAAAGCCUUGGGCCAUGCUGUCAAAUGGAAACAGGGCCAUGUAUGGUAUCAAAAGGAAAUGUCUCUAGAGAAUGAAAUUCAUCUUUAAACCAGCCAUUAGAUAAGAUGAGCCAAAUAAAAGAGGUUAGCCAGUUAAGAAUGUUUAACAAUUAAACAGUAAUUGGGUCUAGAGUGUUUUUCACUUAUGCACCAGUUACAUUUCUUUUCUAAUCACUUCGUAUUUAGCUUCUUGAGAACAGGGAUCCAUUUCAAAAAUAACUAUGUCAGUGUACUGACCAUAGCAUAACCAUACUAAUUUUGCAUUUACAGGAGUACACAUCUUUUGAAGGAGAUAUUAAUAUCUGAACACCUCCAAGCUUUUUAUUCAUUUGGUUGUAAUUUUUCGUUUAAUUUUGAUGGCGUCAAAGAACCAUGAUAUCAAUGUCCAUAAGGUUUUUCUGUAGAUGCACUUGCUAUAAGCAACAUAUUAAUAUAAAUGUUCUCAGUGAGCUGCAUAGGAGAGACAAAAGUUGAAAAUAGUAGCAUAAAUAGUGUGAGAAAAGUGAUGCAGUCAAAUAUCAUAAGUUCGAUAGUAAAGUUUAUGAACAAAAACAUUUACUUCCAAUGGAGUGCUCUUAAAUUGUUAAACUUGCAUCAUAAUACUCCCCAGUAGUAAGUUUUUUGUUAUUAAAGUGUAUGGAUAUCUGUACAAAUCUGUUUAACUCAAGGUGAGAUGUCUAUUUUAAUAAUUUUAUUUCUGAGGUUAAUACAAAAUAUGUAUAUACUUUUUUCAUGUUUUUUGUGUUUUAAAUAAAUUACAACAAUCGAGUUAAUUUUUUGUAGAUAGAGUUUCCUUUACUUACCUUCUCAAGAAAUCUUUCACUACAUUGCUCUAUAACAGCAGGAGACUGUUUUAACUAUUCUUAUGUUUGGUUUUAAGAAAGUUCCUAUGUAUGAAACGUUAUAGUGUUAUCUGAAAGAACUUAUUCAAUUUCUGUUAUGAAUCUUUCAAUCUAGUAAAUUAAAUUAUUUCAGAACAUAUAUCAUAUAUUUUUUGUUGUUUAUAUAGUUAAUGCUUGUAAUGGUUCUUUAAAUACUCUAUUCUGUUUGAUGUCCAAAAAUUUGUAAUACUCUGGUAGCAUUUGUGUACAGUUCUUUUCUUUUCUAUACAAGGUAGAUAUUAGUGCACUGAGAAUGAAGACUGUUGUUCCACUAUGUCAGGAAACAAUAUUCUGUAAAUUAAUUUUGAUUGUCCAUAACUUGAAGAAAUAAAAAUAUACAGUACUUGCCACA